CUACACUCGAUUAUCAUCCUACCAACAAAACUGGUGUCAAAUUGCCUUUUGACGGACCAUCCAUUUACCAACAGUCCCAUUCAGCUCACUCGUCUUUGACUUUGAGUCCUAUCUCCGAUAUCUCCGCCAUUUCUUCUCUUCAAAUAGUAGAGAGUCAAGUAGAGAGACAGAGGUUGUGUGUGUUUAAUUGAUCUGUGAACUUGAACACUUAUUCUUUAAAUUCAGAGAAUUUCGAUCCUUAUUUGAUCGGUGAACUAGGGUUUUGUGAAUCUAUGAAGUUGAACGGAGAGAUUUCAUACAAUACAGACGGUGAAGAAGACGAGAUAUUAAACGAAGUGAAUUCGCACAAGUUCCCGAUCGGUUUUGUCUCUCCUCAGCCACCAAAACUCAUAGUCGGUUACGCUCUCACCUCGAAGAAGAAGAAGAGCUUCUUACAACCCAAACUCGUUGCCUUAGCUCGAAAUAAAGGAAUAUUAUUUGUUGGCAUCGAUCUGAACAGGUCAUUGUCAGAUCAAGGUCCUUUUGACGUCGUUUUACACAAGUUGUUGGGGCAGGAGUGGUUCCAAAUUAUUCAGGAUUACCGACAAAAACAUCCUGAAGUUACCGUCCUUGAUCCUCCAGAUGCCAUAGGACGUAUCAACAACCGUCAGUCCAUGCUUGAGCAUGUAGCAAAUCUGAACUUGCCUUACUGCUAUGGCAAAGUUGGUGUUCCAAGGCAAUUGGUCAUCAGAAAAGAUCCUUCAUCCAUCCCCGAUGCAGUAACAAAAGCAGGACUGAGACUACCUCUAGUUGCGAAACCACUGAUACUGGAUGGAAGUGCAAAGUCACAUCAACUAUGUCUUGCUUAUGAUCAGUUCUCUCUGACAAAACUUGAACCACCUUUGGUUUUACAGGAGUUUGUCAAUCAUGGUGGUGUUCUCUUUAAAGUUUAUAUUGUUGGCGAAGCUAUAAAAGUUGUUAGACGGUUCUCCUUGCCUGAUGUAUGUAAACAAGAGUUAACAAAAAUCGCUGGUGUAUUCCCUUUCCCAAGAGUUUCAGGUGCAGCGGCUUCUGCAGAUGAUGUCGAUCUUGACCAUGUUGCUGAGCUUCCUCCAAGACCUUUGCUUGAGAGCCUUGCAAGGGAGCUCCGUCAUCGAUUGGGUCUCCGACUGUUCAAUAUAGAUAUCAUACGAGAGAAUGGAAUCGGAGAUUUGUAUUAUGUCAUUGACAUCAACUACUUCCCUGGUUAUGGGAAAAUGCCGGAAUACGAGCAUAUGUUUACAGAUUUUCUUCUAAGCUUAUGCAGAACAAGCACAAAAAGCGACCUGCUGCAUGAGGGUGUUUUGGAUGCUAAAUCAGUGCUAAUUACAUUUUCUUGUGGUAGUGGCCGUAAUCGUGAGCUUUCAAGGAUUUGGCUAUCAAAAUUAUUAGAAAGCAGAAUCCAAGAAGAACACAUCGCUCCCCUCUGCCUCAGGCUGACAGGUAAGGGUUUGCUAGCAUUUGUUAGCGUACGAUCUUCUAUCACAAGCUUGAGUUGGGAAAAUAGUUUCUUUCACAUUUCGCCUGACCCCCACCAUUAG
Ilex paraguariensis (yerba mate) is the source of this 1559-nucleotide messenger RNA. The record is from the annotation of a GenBank genome assembly. Lineage: Eukaryota; Viridiplantae; Streptophyta; Magnoliopsida; Aquifoliales; Aquifoliaceae.